CUCUAUUCUAGCUCACCACUGUGGAAACAGCACACGUCCGCAAUGUCCCACCAAAUCAAGGAAUCUAUUUUUGUUGGAAAACUUCUCCUCAACUUCACUUCAAUUUUUGUUUCUCUUGGAGUUUUUUUAUUUGGAUUUGAACAGGGCUUGAUGUCUUCUUUAUUGACAAAUGAUUACUUUAAAGCUUAUUACAACAACCCUAGUCCAGCGGCAAUUGGUACAAUGAUUGCGAUUUUGGAAAUUGGCGCUUUAUUCUCCUCAUUUGAAGCGGGAAAGGUAGGUGAUAAAAUCGGUCGUCGGCGAACAAUUCGUAUGGGCUCGUUCAUCUUUGUCGUGGGAGGUCUCAUCCAGGCUACAUCUCCAAACAUAUUGAUUCUUAGUGCUGGUCGCUUAAUCGGUGGAAUCGCCAUCGGAUUUCUCACAACAAUCAUUCCUUGCUAUCAAUCCGAAAUUAGUCCUCCGUCAGAUAGGGGUUUCUACGCUUGUCUUGAAUUCACUGGUAACAUUAUAGGAUACUCCACCAGUAUCUGGGUUGAUUACGGAUUUUCAUUUUUGGAAAACGACUGGUCAUGGCGCUCACCUUUAUUCAUCCAAUGCUUAAUGGGCUUUCUUCUCUAUUUGGGAAGUUUCGUCAUCGUCGAAACACCUCGAUGGUUGCUAGACCAUGACCAUGAUAUUGAAGGUAUGAUUGUUAUUAGUGACUUAUAUGCCGACGGUAUCAUAGAGGACGAGGUUGCGAGGUUCGAAUACAGACAAAUCAAAGAAAAUGUUCUUAUUCAGCGUGUUGAAGGAGGCGAAAGAUCGUAUCUUUACAUGUUCUCUCGAUACAAGAAAAGGUUGUCUGUUGCUUGCUUCUCCCAAAUGUUUGCGCAAUUGAAUGGCAUCAACAUAGUCUCUUACUAUGCUCCAAUGAUUUUCGAAAGUGCUGGAUGGAUCGGAAGAUCGGCUAUCUUCAUGACCGGGAUCAACUCCUUGGUUUAUGUUGCAAGUACAGUUCCCCCCUGGUACCUUGUUGACGAAUGGGGCCGAAAGCCUUUGUUAUUGACAGGUGCAGCCGUCAUGUCGAUUUCAUUGUUCUCGAUAUCUUAUUCGCUCUUUCUCAAUGAUACAUAUACUCCGCAGGUUGUGGUUGGCUUUGUUAUUCUUUUCAAUGCUGCUUUUGGAGCCAGUUGGGGUCCUAUUCCAUGGAUGAUGAAUGAAGUAUUACCUAAUUCAGUUAGAUCAAAGGGCGCUGCGACAUCCACGGCCACUAAUUGGCUCUUCAAUUUCCUUGUUGGUGAGUUGACUCCUAUUUUACUAGACACAAUUCAAUGGAGAACAUAUUUGAUCCCUGGGGUUUCAUGCAUUUUUUCCAUCUUGUGCGUACACUUCCUUUUCCCCGAAACCAAAGGCUUGAGUUUAGAGGAUAUGGGGUCAAUUUUUGAUGACACUUCCUCUGUGUUUUCUUUUCAUUCAGGAUAUAACUCGGCAAACAGGGCGUAUGGCGCAACCGACUUUUCCCGGAGAAACAGUGUGCAAGAGAAUAUAUCAGAUCCGUCACAUGAUGCAAAUCAGACUGCUCAAUUUACCGCUGCACAAUUAGCGCGUAAUCCCUCGUCUAGAAGAACAGAAAUCGAUGGUCUCAUCACUGGUAGCCACGUGAUUCCUCAAAUUGCUCCUCCCAACGAAGUUUUGAAGCCUAUCGUCUCUGACGUUUCAUCGAUUCAUGAUGAUUCCGCUACAAGACCUCCAUCUUUGGAGGAAAUAAUUCUGUUUAAGCAAGCACAAGAAAGAAGCUCUUGGUGGUACAAAUUAAGAAAGUCAAGUUUUGGCUACGAACCGCUAGCAGGUUAGGCGAAAUAGUGAAAUAUCAGGACAUUCUUAUUUUGCACUCCUCAUGACCUUUAGUGCGUUUGGGUUCCAAAACAUUUUAAAACAAUCGAAGUAUGUACAGCCGAUAAUUUUUGAGAGUAUAAACGGCAUAGAAGGUUUAAUUUGUAAAGGCUUGUUUUCAAAAGACUUCAUGUACCGUUGAUGGUUGCGAACCACGCGAUUGUAAACACUCUGAGUUUUAUUGUGUCGUUCCAGAAGCGGCACGACAUGACUUUUAUUUAUUUCUAGGCUUUAAGAUUCUACAAAACACUAAAAAAAAACAUUUGUCGCUUACAGGCUGUUAACUUUUAAUAGAUUUCCC
Metschnikowia bicuspidata var. bicuspidata NRRL YB-4993 is the source of this 2173-nucleotide messenger RNA. It is a transcript of the gene HGT3, whose product is annotated as Hgt3p. Gene Ontology annotation, biological process: transmembrane transport; carbohydrate transport. NCBI's taxonomy places the organism in Eukaryota, Fungi, Ascomycota, Pichiomycetes, Serinales, Metschnikowiaceae. The record is from RefSeq and is a predicted model, not a curated record. Gene Ontology annotation, cellular component: membrane. Gene Ontology annotation, molecular function: carbohydrate:proton symporter activity. The transcript has a single exon. Bases 43 to 1833 code for a protein of 596 amino acids.